AUGGCUCCCGCCCGCCAGCAGCAGGCGCCGCAGUUCAGCAAGGACGAAAAGGUCCUCUGCUUCCACAUGGACAUGCUUUAUGAGGCCAAGGUCAUGGACGUGCAGCCUGGCGACAAGCCCGGCGAUGGCCAUCGCUACAAAGUCCACUACAAGGGCUGGAAAAACACCUGGGACGACUGGGUGCUCGCGGACCGGAUUCGCCCCUUUGACGACGAGCACAAGGAACUGGCCGCCCAGCUUCACGCGCAGGCCAAGAUCAGCCAGCAAAAGAACUCGAAGCAGCCCAAGAAGAUUCCCAAGAGUGGCGGCGAGUCGGCACGCGGCAGCGAGGAACGAGGGUCCGCUGCCUCCCAGGGGGGGGCCAGGGGAGGACGCCGAGGCAAGGAUUGGGAACUGGAGCAGGAGGAUGCCUUCCACAGCAAACCAAUGAUCAACAUCCCGGUCCCUGAUCACGUUCAAGCGAUGCUGGUUGACGAUUGGGAAAACAUCACCAAGAACAAUCAAUUGGUGCCUCUUCCCCAUCCGAAGCCUGUCAACCAGAUUCUGGAGAGCUACUUGGUGCACGAAAAACCGCAUCGGGAGGAAGGCUCGGCCAGCAUGGACAUCCUGGAAGAGGUCAUUGCGGGCCUACGAGAGUAUUUCGAAAAAGCACUGAGCAGGAUACUGCUGUAUCGCUUUGAGCGUCACCAGUACAUGGACGUACGCAAACUAUGGGACAGCAAUACCGAGGAGAACUCGGACUACAGGAGUGUCUGCGAUGUUUACGGCGCUGAGCAUUUGGCUCGGCUAAUCGUUUCGCUGCCUGAACUUCUCGCCCAGACCAACAUGGAUCAGCAGUCGGUGUCGCGCCUGAGGGAGGAGAUUGGCAAGUUCACGGUUUGGCUUUCGCGGAACUGCGAGACGUGCUUCGUCAGCGAGUACGAGACUCCGUCGCAGGAAUACAUUGACAAGGCGCGGAGCUUCUGA
Molecule: messenger RNA, 966 nt
Organism: Hirsutella rhossiliensis
Lineage: Eukaryota; Fungi; Ascomycota; Sordariomycetes; Hypocreales; Ophiocordycipitaceae
Product: MRG domain-containing protein
Exons: 4
Coding region: 1-966 (321 amino acids)
Biological process (GO): chromatin organization; regulation of DNA-templated transcription
Cellular component (GO): NuA4 histone acetyltransferase complex; nucleus; Rpd3S complex
Source: RefSeq, a predicted model, not a curated record